AUGGCGGAAACUCCAAUGAGCGAGAAUAUUACAGGUGUGUAAGAGUGUAUCGAAUUACAUGAUUUUAUAUUGCGAAAAAUUGAAAGAAGUUGAAACCUCAUCAUUUUAAAUAUUUUAUAGGAAAGGACACAGACGCGUCUAAAAGGCUAUUUUGCGACGCGGGAUUAACACCAACAAAAAACCAAAACAAAAAAUCUCGGGAAGAGGAUAGCUCAGGUGAGAUCUUUAUUUAAUAAUAUAUAUCCUGUUAUAAAAUUCUUAUUAGUUAUAACACAUAGGAGAUUCAUUCAUUCGUUCACUCGAACGCAUGAUAUCAUACUGGCAUGAAUAUUUGAUUAGGUUUAUAAGAGAAUGCGAGUUUUUGAAUAUGCAUAUCAUAUAUUUAUUUAUAGAUUGUACUUUCGCUUUGCCAAGUCGGGCACUUGCCACUUGCUGAUCAAAUAUUUUCAUAAUUUUUAUAGGACGUACUUUACCCGUACAAGAAAUUUUUAGAGUUAAAGAUGGUUCAUCAAUUGAAAUAGAUCAGGCAAUGAUUGCCAUGCAAAAUUAUAUUGGUAGAACUAUUAAGCAAAACCAGCUCAACAAGGCAAUAAUUGAAGCGUUUGGAAAUACUGUUACACGUAAAAGAAUUAAAGUUGGAUCACGUAUUGGUGGUGAAGAUAAGCGAGCAGUAGUGUAUCCUUAAUUAUCAUAAAAAAGAAAUAAUAAUGGUUUAAUAGCAUUUCCACAUAGUGGCUAUUCUAUUCUAUUCUACUAUCCGUCGUUUAAGCAGUGUUUAUGUGACCAGGAUAACACUGGGACACAAUCACAAUUUGUUGUAUAUAUAUAUAGGAAUAUAAAGGUCAGAUUAACAAGGUACAGGUGUGUAGCCAAAUCAUAUAAAUGAACAUUGUAUAUCAAGUGAUAUCAACUGGUCUAUUUAUUCAACCUCAUACCCACUAAGGGAAGAUUUUCCUUCUUAGGGAGAAAAGCCCCUGUUAGAUGCUGGUCACAUGACUGCUACAAUCUAGCAUAUUUCUAAUAAUACUUAAUUUAUUACAUCAAAAAUAGUCGAACAUUGACUUUACAAGUCAGUUUCCUUAACUGUUUUUAGACCGAUGUAUGUUAACCUUCAGAAAAUCGACUGUUUGAGCCAAAACUCUGCCACUACUCCAUGUAGAUGUUCAACAUUGGAAAAGGAAAAUGAAAUGUUAAAGGAACAAAUAGCCCAUAUGAAAGAACGCAUAACUGAUUUAGAAAAGGAAAAUGCAACAAAUGUGAAAGACAGUGAAAAAAUUGAAAAGGAAAUUAAAAUUCUUGCAAAGUUAAGUAAAUUAGAUUUGAAAGGGUCACUUGAAAAACUGGAUGAACUGGACAAAAUGAUUCCAUCAACAGUAUUUUCAUCUAUUGCAUCAAAUGUUAAGGAACAGUGCCCUGUAAUAUCAAGUUUGUUAGAAACAUUGGCUGUUGGACAACAUACCUCAAGGAAUUGUGGAAAGAACGAAGACUACAAAUUUAAAUGUGCUUUGCAAGUAUUGUCUGCUAUCAAUGAAAUCCGCAGUCAGAAGUCUGAUAGUGACCUCUCAAUAUUGUUUGGAUUGUUGCUAAUAGCAAAUGGUGCUGGAAAAGGGAUAAUACAGUUUCUCCAUCCUUUUGGCCUUACAAAAUCAUAUUCAUUCUAG
Messenger RNA from Paramuricea clavata, 1661 nucleotides. Lineage: Eukaryota; Metazoa; Cnidaria; Anthozoa; Malacalcyonacea; Plexauridae. The record is from the annotation of a GenBank genome assembly.